CGAUGUCGUGCUGGGGAACGUAGCUUUCUUCUCUUUGUAAAUUAAGUUCAUAUCUCAGUGGUACUUUGUUAAGUCGUUCAUAAAGUAUAACAAUCCGUCAUAACUUGAAUGUCUGUGUCCGAUUAGAGCAUGGUACGGUUUCCACUAGAUUAUAACGUGAUUACAACCGUUGCCCUCGGCUGCUGUAAACAGACUUCCACCACGUAGAGAUCAUCUUUACAUUACGGAGACUAUCCCAGCGACAAUGGCGAUGAGGUCAAUGAAACUAGUUAAUGCGACGUGGUCGAAACUCGGUUUUGUCAGCCGAGGACGGAGGAGCUUGAGUCUGUUCUCCAACACAUCCUCUUCAUACUGGAGUAAAGUGGUCUCGGAUGCGGAGAAAAUCGUCGGCUAUCCCACCUCGUUUAUGAGUUUGCGCUGUUUGCUGAGUGAUGAACUCAGUAAUGUGGCCAUGCACGUCAGGAAGCUGGUUGGAACAAAACACCCUUUACUCAACACUGCAAGGGGCUUUGUCUACGACAGCAGGAACAACCUUCAAAUGAGGGGACUGGUUGUUCUGCUCAUGUCAAAAGCAGCGGGGCCCAGCCACAUGGAGGCCCAGCUCCUCGCUCAGGACAUGGUCAGUGGCAUCUACCCCAGCCAGAGGAACUUGGCAGAAAUCACGGAGCUGAUCCACACCGCCUUCCUGGUGCAUCGUGGGAUUGUGAACCUGAACGAAUGGACCAAUUCGGAUGGCCCUUUGAAAGACAUGGAGUUUGGCAAUAAGAUGGCUGUCCUGAGUGGUGACUUCCUGCUAGCAAACGCCUGUACCGGACUGGCUCAGCUAAACAAUACUAAGGUCGUUGAACUGAUCUCAAGUGCAAUCGGUGAUAUGGUACAGGGUAUCUACAGUGAAAACCCCGCCAAUCUCGAGGAAAAUAGCCUCGCUGACGGCGGCUUUAGCGUGGCUUCAUGGGAGGAGCAGACGUUCCUGUCCCACGGGGCAUUGCUGGCGAAGAGCUGUCAAGCCGCGAUGGAGCUUGCCAGACAUGACAAGGAGUCCCAAGGACUGGCCUACAAAUAUGGCAAACACCUAUCACUGGGCCACAAGCUGAACUCUGACCUGCAGCCAUUCGUGAAGAGCAGCGUGGGAGAGCCGGUUUCCUUCGGUUUAAACGCCGCCCCCGUGGUCUUCCAUCGGCAGAUUGUGGGGCAGGAGAAGUGGCGCCAGCAGCUGCAACAGGCAAAAACGUUGAGAAAUCAUGUGGAUUACUCGAAGCUGUGGGCGGUAAUCAAGUCGGAGAAAGGCGUGAGCGCCGCGGUGGACUUAUGCUGCUACCAUGGCAACAAGGCUCUGGAGGCCAUCCAGACUUUCCCCGCCUCAGAGGCACGCUCCGCCCUGGAGAACAUCGCCUGUGCCGUCACCAAAUUUUGACCCGGACUCGGGACUCCCUGUUUUCUGGAUGCGUUGGAGAUGUUGUGGCCACAGGACAUAGCCCACUAUAAAAAAAAAAAGAAGAAGAAAAGUUGAUGCUCAUCAACAAAAAACAGGAUAAUAAACAAACCUAGCAGUGGAUCUAAUCUAUAAAUCAGACUGUGCCACUCUGUUCUCAGUGACAAGUGACCGCAUCAGAACUGCGGUGGCGAUUAUCCGGAGAUGAUCCCAACUGAAGAAAAUAAAAGAAAUCUAUUUG
Molecule: messenger RNA, 1673 nt
Organism: Lampris incognitus (smalleye Pacific opah)
Lineage: Eukaryota; Metazoa; Chordata; Actinopteri; Lampriformes; Lampridae
Gene: pdss2
Product: prenyl (decaprenyl) diphosphate synthase, subunit 2
Exons: 8
Coding region: 245-1414 (389 amino acids)
Biological process (GO): isoprenoid biosynthetic process; ubiquinone biosynthetic process
Cellular component (GO): mitochondrion; transferase complex
Molecular function (GO): prenyltransferase activity
Source: RefSeq, a predicted model, not a curated record